Molecule: messenger RNA, 1439 nt
Organism: Telopea speciosissima
Lineage: Eukaryota; Viridiplantae; Streptophyta; Magnoliopsida; Proteales; Proteaceae
Product: mannan endo-1,4-beta-mannosidase 6
Exons: 6
Coding region: 56-1318 (420 amino acids)
Molecular function (GO): hydrolase activity, hydrolyzing O-glycosyl compounds
Source: RefSeq, a predicted model, not a curated record
UUAGAUAGUGAGGCGUCAGCUCUCUACGGUUUCUGUGAAAACUUUACUCUCCUCCAUGUCUGUACCACUAGAGCGGAUUCAUGAUUUGGGUGAUAUUGAUGGUGAUGAGUGGAGGAUGGUGGAGAAGAAAGGAAACCAAUUCAUGGUUAAUGACCAGCCCUUUUACAUUAAUGGGUUCAAUACCUACUGGUUGAUGGUCUUUGCCGUUGAUCAAUCAACCAGGGGCAAGGUCAGUGAGAUCUUCCGAGAGGCCUCUUCUGUGGGUCUUACUGUCUGUAGGACUUGGGCUUUUAACGAUGGCCAAUGGAGAGCACUUCAGAAAUCUCCUUCAUUUUACGACGAAGACGUUUUCAAGGCACUGGAUUUUGUAAUCAGUGAGGCCAAGAAGUACAAGAUCAGGCUUAUCUUGUCCUUGGUUAACAAUUGGGAGGCAUAUGGAGGCAAAGCACAAUAUGUAAAAUGGGGAAAUGCUGAUGGCCUGAAACUAUCUUCAGAUGAUGAUUUUUUCUCCGAUUCUACUCUUAAAACCUACUAUAAGAAUCAUGUCAAGACAGUUCUUAAUAGAGUCAACACAUUAACAAAUGUGACCUACAAGGACGACCCCACAAUUUUCGCUUGGGAGUUGAUGAAUGAGCCUCGAUGUCCCUCGGAUCCUUCUGGGGAUAAAUUGCAGGCCUGGAUACAAGAAAUGGCAAUCUAUGUGAAAACGAUUGACCCAAAUCAUCUAUUGGAGAUCGGAUUGGAAGGAUUUUAUGGUUCCUCAACGCCUGAUAGAGUUCAUUUCAACCCAAACACAGUUGCUCAACAAGUGGGAACAGAUUUUAUUCGGAACCACCGAGCUCUGGGUGUUGAUUUUGCCUCUGUUCACAUCUAUGCAGACUCUUGGAUUUCGCAAUCAAUUUCUGAUGCUCACAUCCAAUUUGUCAAGUCAUGGAUGGGAGCUCACAUCGAAGAUGCUGAGAAGACACUUGGAAUGCCUGUUGUCUUUGCCGAGUUUGGUGUAUCAGUAAGAGAUGCUGGUUAUAAUGCUUCAUUCAGAGAUACCCUUAUUAGUACAGUCUACAACACCAUCUUGGCAUCCACAAAGAAAGGAGGGAGUGGUGGUGGGAGCCUUUUAUGGCAACUUUUUCCAGAUGGAACAGAUUACAUGGACGAUGGGUAUGCAAUUGUUCUCUCUAAAUCCCAAUCGACAUCAAAUAUCAUUUCUCUCCAAUCUACAAGGCUUAUGAUCUUCAAUUCCCUGUGUUCUAUGAGGUGCCAUUGGGGAUGCAAGAAAAAGAAUGUUUUGGAUGGCUUUCUUUACCUUAAUGAUCUUUGAAAUGAUGUAUUAAUCAUAUAUUACAUAUAAGUCAAUGAACUUGAUUGAGAUUGUAAAUUUUACUGCUACAUAUUAUCAGGUAUUUGUUUAUUAUGUAAAUAAGGAUCUCUUCUCUCUCUCU